AUUUAUCGGGAAUAAAAUACAUAGUCAUCCAAGAAAGUACGUCAUGGCAACGAUUAAUAUUUAAAAAAUUGUUUGCGAUAUACAAUCCGUCAAAAUUGAUCAUUUUUUUAGAAAUGAUAUAUUUUUUACAUAAUUCUGAUUUUUAAUCCCUUUUAACAAAUUUUUGUGUAAUAGAAACUUUACAGAAAAUAUGAAGCGAGGUCCCCUCAAUCGUCCCCGCUUAUUUAACGAAGUGAUUGAAGCUAUUGCUUCUCUAAAAGAAUCACAUGGCUCUACGAAGGAUAGGAUCAUGGAUCAAGUGGAAACCAUCCUGAGUAAAAGAAUAACUCGUUUGAAGAAUGACAAAACACAGAUACAUAGAGCUUUGAAACAUGGUUUAACAACGGGCCUAAUCAAAGUAAAAAACGGAAAAUAUGUUCUUGGUAUGAACCAAAAAGAUUAUGGAGCUUUUAAGAAAUUAAAAAUGCUUGGAUCCAUGGGAGAUAUGCUUAUGCAGUCUAGAAGACGCGGAGGUAGACGCAAAAGGAGAAGCAGAUCUAGGCGAGGCAGAAAAGGUAGGAGAGGUAGACGAGGAAGGAGAGGCAGGCGAGGAGGAAAAACUAGGAAACGAUCAGAUUUGAGCGAAUCUGAAGAUGGUAGUGAAUAUGACGACGACGAUGAUCUUGAUGAUGAUUCUAGUGUUGACAGCAUUAAAUCUGGAGAAGGAAGCGGUUCGCUAGAAGAUCGAGCGAGAAGACGACGACGUCGUAGAAGGAGAGGAAGAGGUGGUAGAAAAGGCGGAAAGAGAGGAAAAGGAAGAAGGAGAAGGAGAGGAAGAAGGGGAAUAAGGAAACGGAGUACAGACGGUAUUGUAGAUAUACAUCGUCAUACAGAAAGUGAAAACAAAUUUGAGGUCUCUUCCAAGAGUUCUGACGAGGAAUUAAAGAGGGAUUCAGACACUUCUCCUCACGAACAUAAUCCAGAUAUUACCCAGGUCCACAAUGAUGAAGAGCCAAUGGAUGAUGGCCAUCUCAAAUGUGAAAAAGAAAAUUGUUUAUGUAACUCCCACAAUGAUCAUUGAAGAUUAUUGAAGUAAAUUGUCUUUGUAUAAUAUGUGCUGUGUAAUAAAUUUGCAAGUACUGGAAUAA
Diabrotica virgifera virgifera (western corn rootworm) is the source of this 1127-nucleotide messenger RNA. RefSeq names its product serine/arginine-rich splicing factor 11-like. Bases 191 to 1060 code for a protein of 289 amino acids. The record is from RefSeq and is a predicted model, not a curated record. Gene Ontology annotation, molecular function: DNA binding. The transcript is spliced from 5 exons. Gene Ontology annotation, biological process: nucleosome assembly. Gene Ontology annotation, cellular component: nucleosome. Lineage: Eukaryota; Metazoa; Arthropoda; Insecta; Coleoptera; Chrysomelidae.